Molecule: messenger RNA, 4779 nt
Organism: Hippoglossus stenolepis (Pacific halibut)
Lineage: Eukaryota; Metazoa; Chordata; Actinopteri; Pleuronectiformes; Pleuronectidae
Product: terminal nucleotidyltransferase 4A
Exons: 12
Coding region: 232-2688 (818 amino acids)
Biological process (GO): RNA 3'-end processing
Cellular component (GO): nucleolus; TRAMP complex
Molecular function (GO): poly(A) RNA polymerase activity; mRNA binding
Source: RefSeq, a predicted model, not a curated record
UGCUGCUGCCUGCGCCAUAUUGGCUGACUUACAUGGGGAGUGGAGUUGGACAAGCUGCCCGAAAUAAAAAAAAACCUACAACCGGUCUCCGGACAUGAAGCACCUCCAGGGUAACAAGUAAAGCAACGCGGCGGUAGGACUCGUCUCGUUUCUCGGGUGCUCAGCGCUUAAUUUGCCGAACAGCUCGCAUUUCAAACCCCGCGAAGAGGUUCUCCGGCCAACUCGAGUCUGAUGGAUCCCAGGACCGCUUGGAUCCAGCCGGAGCAGAAGGGACCUGCCAACUCCCUGUGGAUGCACAUUUGGGAAACCUCUCAGGGAUUUGGAGGCAACUCCGACCUCGACAACCACCUCCACCACCAGCGGAACUUCGCGGCGCAGAAUUCAAACUCCGCGGACUCGAACGGCGAGUAUUGCAAAAAUGUAGCCCCGCUACCGCCGGUGGUUGUGCUCGGGAAACUGCCGAAGCGAGGCGGCGGCGACGGCAGCAGCAGGGGAAGCGUCCGGAGGAAGGGCUCGCUGUCGCCGUCCUCCUCCUCGCUGGACUCGGAGGCCGAGAGCUCGUCGCCCUCCGGCUCCUCUCUGCGGAUCGACAAUUUGAACGUGGCGGAGGAGGCCAGCCGGUUCCUGCACUACGGCGAGCACGAGUUGAACGAGAACAAUCUCCGGCGGCAGUGUCCCCCUCCGCCUUUUCACACCGCUCAGCAGCAGCAGCAGCAGCACCACUGUCGCAGCAUGCAACAGCCGGGCGGCCACACCCCCACCGGCAUGAAGAGUCAGCAUGGGAACAAGCACCACCACCACCAGGCGCAUCCAUCCGGCCGCAGGAGGCACCUGAACCGGGCCAACACUUUCCACGGCAUCAACCCGCUGCUGUGCUACGGACAAUAUGUGGACUCGUCCUGCAGCCUGUGGAAAACCAGGCGCUACAGCCCGGGCGUUAAUGGUCUGCAUGAAGAGAUCAUGGACUUCUUCAACUUCAUGUCUCCACGACCAGAGGAGGAGGCCAUGAGGAGAGAUGUCGUGAACAGGAUAGAAAAUGUCAUCAAGGACUUGUGGCCCACAGCGCGGGUGGAGAUUUUUGGCAGCUUCAGCACAGGGCUUUAUCUUCCCACAAGUGACAUUGACCUGGUGGUGUUUGGAAAGUGGGAUCAUCCUCCGCUGCAGGAACUGGAACAAGCUCUGAAGAAACACAAUGUGUCCGGCCCAUAUCCCAUCAAGGUCCUUGACAAAGCUACAGUGCCAAUCAUCAAGCUCACUGACCACGAGACAGAAGUGAAAGUGGACAUCAGCUUCAAUGUAGAAACUGCUGUGAAAGCAGCACAGUUCAUUAAAAGCUACCUGAAGAAGUACACUGUUCUGCCACCGCUGAUCUUCGUCUUGAAGCAGUUCCUACUGCAGAGAGAUCUGAAUGAAGUCUUCACUGGAGGCAUCAGCUCGUACAGCCUUAUCCUAAUGGCCAUCAGCUUCCUGCAGUUACAUCCUAGGAUCGACACGCGUCGUGCCAACAUCAACCUGGGCAUCCUGCUUAUCGAGUUCUUUGAGCUGUACGGCCGCGAUUUCAACUACAUCAAAACCGGCAUCAGGGUGAAGACAGGAGGGGCCUACCUGUCCAAGGAAGAAAUGCUGAAAGCCAUGGGCAACGGAAACCGGCCGUCCAUGCUCUGCAUAGAAGAUCCAAUACAGCCAGGAAACGACGUUGGCAGGAGUUCCUAUGGCGUCCUUCAGGUGAAGCAGGUGUUUGACUUUGCCUACAUGGUGCUGAGUCAUGGAGUUUCUCCUCUCGCUCGUGCUUACCCCAACAAAGAGUAUGACAGCACUUUAGGACGCAUUAUCAAAGUCAGCCCAGAGGUGUUGGUCUACAGGGACUGGACGAUCAAGAAGUGGGGAGCUAAGCAGUACGCCAAGUUGGAAAACCAUGAUAUAGAGACCUGUGAGCAGGACCUUGCCAGGCUGAUGCUAGUUUCUGUGGAGGAUCAGAGGGACAGUUCCUCCCCCCUCAGUGCUGACUCCCCCUCACCCUCUCCAGUCUUCCUCCCCAGCCCUCAGCACCAUUCGUCUUCAUCCUCUGCAUGCUCGCUCUCCUCCUCCUCCGGAAGUGACAUAGAAUCUGACUCACCUCCAUGCAGCAAUGCUGCUAUCCAUCUACACCCUCUCACCCUGCCCUCACUCCAUCCAGUAAUCCAGAUCACCACUGACCUGAGGGCCACACACCCAGCAGGCUUUAUCCACGCCACGCCCCAGGUCCAGAUGUCCCUCCCUGAAAGUCUAACCAUCCCUACCCUCUCCGAUUGCCAGUUCUACCAUGAGAAUCUGCCUUCGAUCAGCGUUGUGCACCGACACGCGUCACAAGCUGCACAGGUCUCCCAGCACGUCAACUCUACAAGCCCUCUCCCCAGCCCCCUCCACCGGCUCCACCACCCUCAGGUCGGAGGGCAGCAGAGCCAUACUUACACCUUGAGAUCCAAUUCCCAAGGCUCCAUCGAGCCGCACAAAUUCAGCUUCAAGCACAACCAAGGUGGAAGCCUGCGGAGCCAAAACCACUCUCAAGCCAACUUCAGCCCCCAGCAGCGGUUUGUUCCCCAGGGUCACAACACGACACCGUGCUUCAGGAACCAGCAGCAGUACAACAGAAACACCUGGCGGCGCAGGAAGAGGGAAGAUCUCCCUGCUCUCAACCAAAGUAGAUGAAAGACUUGGAAGGUGCAGGAUGUGACAUCGCUCUCAUUAGGCCUUUCUCAGCCCAUCAUGAAUCUUUGAGUUGAGAAGCCAUGAAUGAUUCAAGAGGCCUAUUUUGAUGUUGUCAGUGGCUCUCAAAAAUGCACCAACCUCAUGCUGGAAUUCCCAAGUUAAAGCGAGUUUUACCCAUGGUGUUAAACGACCGAUCUCUGCUCACACUGAGUGAUGCUACAGGGCUCUUUCAGGUGAAGGCUGACUGUAAAACUCUUACCUGUGGUCAUUUUGUCACUUUGGUCUGAUGGUAGUCAGAUCCCUUCCUCUAAAUUUGAUGCACACCAGCACAGAUGUUUUGAACAAGGAAUUACUGUUUCCCCAGACAGUCUCCAUGCAACCUGAACAUCUCUGAGCAUCUCGUGCCAUAGUACUGAACUGGUUCGUCAAACCCGAUCUCUCUCUGUCUCUGUCUCUGUCUCUCUCUCUCUCGCUCUCUCUCGCUCUCUCUCUCUCUCUCGAAGAUUUUGCUCCUUUUCGAUGGAUGAUUCGGGCUCAUUUCGUCUCCUGAAUGGAACUCCCUAUUAGCACGCUCUCGAUUCAGAGCUCUUACGGCUUUGACUAUCAUCUGUGAAUUGUACUCUGGACUGAAGUGAAGCACUACCUUUCUACCUAUGCAGCGCAACGCUGACUUGAUGUUUUUCGGUGUGACGGCACAAAACCGGACCUUGUCUCAAGUGCUUAAACUGUGAUGACUUGUUUGAAUGUACUAAGUGUUUCUUUUUUGUGUGUGUUGGUCAUAAUCUUAUGUUCUUGUCACAAAGGGAUUUUUUUGUUCACGUUGGCACUAUGAUGUUUUUGUACUGUAAACAUUGCCACCUUAUUUUAAGUUUAUUUGCAUUAAUAUGCAAUAAUGACUUUUUUAUUUAAUUUAUUUCACAUUUUAGUUUUAUUUUAGGGGUUCUCCCCCACUAUACAUUUGCUUAUUUUGAUUCUAGACUACAUCGAUCUGUGCAAUAGAUGGAAUUAAGGGCCUUGAAGGAAUGUGUGUGUGUGUGUGUGCGCGUGAGUGUGUGUGUGUGUGUACAGCUUUCUAGCAGAAGGGGGAGCUGUGGUAUAACAACAUGAGAAAUGUGCCAAAAAUCCCAUGAUGCCAACAUUUUAUUCAUGUUUAAUUUACGAUUGCAUUAUUAUCACUUGAACUUUAGACAACUGCCUGUCCAAAUGUUUUCCCACCACCAUUUCUCAUUUUAAACAUCACUUUUCAUUGUGGGUGCAUUUCCUCUUGAAUAGACUGUAGACUGUGCUGAGGAAAUACACCUUCAGCAGUGUUCACUCAUGCCAUUUUUAAAAAAUUUAGUUUUCAAGAACAGUUGGUGCUACUUAUUACCAGCAAAAUGCUUGUUUUCUGCCUUAUGUCUCCUUUGAUUCUGCCUUCGUAAAAAUGACCAAAUUUGCCCUUUCCCCCCAUGGCUGUAGUCGCAGCUUUCUAUCCUCGCCUCUACAUGCACUGUCAGGGUUUAUUUGGUUUUACUUUUUACAUGCAGCUUCUAGGUGUAUGCUCCAGGAGCAGACUCUGCAGUCAGUGAUUGCUAGCAUUAGCAUCAUGUCACAUCUUGUCUUUUUUUAAAUUCCAAACCGGUUGUGUAUAAGGUCCUUACAUGUCGGGGGUUUCUUCUCCGUAUUUAAAGUCUAUCUCUAAAAACAAGGUUUCAAAGCUACUUAUUUUACACAGCAAUCCGUACAAGGACUUGAGCUCGGGAUGUCACAGCUUCACCGUUAACCGGAGUUUUGGUAGAGCCAUUAACAAAAGCCAAACUUUGAAGUCACGUGGUACAAAAGUCUGAAUAUUAGUAUUGUAACACCCUGGGAACCAAACUUAUGGAUUCGACAUGAUACUGCAAGCACUAUGCCCUUAGUAUUUCAGUGUGGCUUUUCAACAAGCCGUCUUAAAGGGUAAAUCGAUGGGUCGUUUAAUCUCUUUUGCCACAAACCAAAUCCCCAGCUCAUCUGUGUAACUAAGAAUCUGUAAUUGACUGACAUAUAUAGAUGUAUACCUUGUUUUUUUUAUGUAAGUUUUUCUAUUUUUUUAAUAAACAUUUUAAAACUCCA